AUGGCCAACGAUAUCCCCUGGUACAUUCACCUCCCCCUCUUCCUCCUCUUCCAGCUCCCCAACUACAUCGGCAUCGCCGUCUGGCAGCACUUCUACACAAAGACCACCAUCUACCCCGCAUGGAGCCCCGCCCGCUCCACAAACACACGCACCGACAUGCGCGGCGAGUUCGCCGGCAUCCUCAUCUUCAGCGCCCUGUCCGGCUUCAGCCACCUCUACGCCUGCAUCAAGAUCCUGCUCCUCCCGCUCAUCAUCGCCUUUGACGACAACGAGCUCCCUGGUACUCGCUCACCAACUAGAAGCGUCAUGUUUGUGGCCCCGUUUGUCACCCCCGAAUGGAGCUGGAAGAGCACCUACAAGAACGCCUGCAAUGGAAUGGACCUCUGGGUCCAUCUCGACACCCCCGGCGUGCGCCAGGCCAACGAAGUAACAUUCGAGGACCGUCUCGCGGGGACAAACUUCAGCAUGGUGAUGAGCCCGGACCCUGUCGCGGCGGGCUACGACGCCAAGGGCCUCUACAACUUCAAUGUCACCAGCACUGGCGCUGGCGCACCAGAGUGGACACGGGUCGAGUACAAUGUCGAGUUCGGCUGGUACACCAUCUAUACGCGCAACAGCAGCAUUGUCUCCCACGGGCUGUUUGAGACGGGGAAGCAGUUCCGUCUGCCUGAGAUGCACUUGAUGGGGGAUUUGGGGCUGUUUGAGAGUCGCUGUGUGUUUGACCCGACGGUGCAGAUCCGGGAUGCGCGUGAGAGGGAGGGGGAGGUAUUGGUCAAGACGGUGCAGUUUAAGAUCUGUGGCGGGCUGGUGGUGUGUGCGAAGGAGAGUGUUGGGAAGGAGGUGGCGGUACCCGUUGGGUUGUUGAUGUUGGGGAGGGCGAAGCGGGGCGGGAGGUGCUGUCAGUCGAGGUAUAGGGUACCUGGCGUUGAGGGGAGGGAUUAUCAGUAG
Morchella sextelata is the source of this 948-nucleotide messenger RNA. RefSeq lists its product as uncharacterized. Lineage: Eukaryota; Fungi; Ascomycota; Pezizomycetes; Pezizales; Morchellaceae. The record is from RefSeq and is a predicted model, not a curated record. The transcript has 2 exons. Bases 1 to 948 code for a protein of 315 amino acids.